AUGGCCAUGCAGGGUGUUGUGGUUUCUAGCUCUGAGUCACCUGCUACUCUAGUACUUGAGGUCUCUGUCUCAGCAGCUCUUGAUGUUAGCACUUCUACUUCUGUCUUAGCGACCGCACCUACUCCCGCACCUACUCCGGAGGAUCCUGUUGUGGCGACUGAAGCUACUCCUACUCCUGGUGUCAGUGCACCUGCUCUAGAGGAUGCUGUUGUGGCGACCGUACCUACUCCUUCUCUUGCUAUUAGUGCGCCUACUUUGGAGGAUCCUAUUGUGGCGACCGCACCUACUUCCUCUACAAGACCUUUGUCUCCUGACUUCGAUGCAAUCUCUACUUCUAACAAGGCUGAGCACGACUCCAGUUUCGACUCCUAUUCCAGGUUCGAGGAUGAAGUAAUGAUGGCUGAAUCAGUACAAGAUGGAAAUGAACCAAAGUCUGCUACUGAAGCUGUUUCUCAAAUUCUGCAAUCCAGUACAUUUCUUCAAAAUGGGGGCCUUCAGUUAGCCUCCAAGAAAAGCUCCAAAGGUGGCCAAGAGUUGGAUACCUUGAAGAAGCAGACACAAGAAUCAGAAACAUCAAUGAAAAACCAGUCAGAAGAGUUUGAUAGUUUGAAGAAGACUGCUUAA
Phragmites australis (common reed) is the source of this 624-nucleotide messenger RNA. Its product is annotated as classical arabinogalactan protein 9-like. NCBI's taxonomy places the organism in Eukaryota, Viridiplantae, Streptophyta, Magnoliopsida, Poales, Poaceae. The transcript is spliced from 3 exons. The coding region runs from base 1 to 624 and encodes 207 amino acids. The record is from RefSeq and is a predicted model, not a curated record.